AUGGCUUCAACAGACACUGGCAUUCCGCUGGAUACCGCUGCUAUCAUGUCGACAGUUCUGGAAGGCAUUUUAUACGGCUUUUCAGUCCUCAUGUUCAUAGGCACUAUCUGGACAUUCACCUACAAAAAACGCUUGCGGGACGUCAAUCGGCCAAUUGCUGUGGUCGCCGCCCUGCUGUUUGUACUUAGUACUGUGCACAUGGUCAUAGAUAUCAUUCGUAUCGAAGAGGGACUGGUGAAGUAUCGCGACACUUUCCCAGGCGGCCCAGCGGUAUUCUUUGCAGACGUUUCCCAAGAAACAUUUGUAGUCAAGAAUGUGAUAAUCACCUUGCAAACCCUGCUUGGCGAUGGGGUGGUGAUCUAUCGAUGCUACGUCGUUUGGAAAUCCGUCCGGAUCAUCAUCCUGCCAUGCAUUAUGUGGUGUUGUAUCGCAGUGUUCGGGACUUGUAUGGUCUACGACUUUUCGCAAGCGCUGACUAGCAAUGCCGAAAGUGUCUUUACCAACGAGACUGGACGUUGGACCGCGGCGUUCAUUUCCUUUACUUUCGCAACCAAUUUGUUCAGUUCAGGAUUGCUGGCAUACCGCAUCUGGACGAUCGAACGCAGGGUCUCUACCACUCGUGCUAGGAAGGGUAUAAUGCCUAUUGUGCGCGUGCUCGUGGAUGCUGCUAUUUUAUACUCUGCAGCCACCUGCUCCGCAAUAAUAUGUUUUGCCCGCUCGAAUAAUGGCCUAUAUGUCAUUGGAGACUUGAUCAACCCGAUCAUCCCGAUUGCUUUCUACAUGGUGUUUAUUCGCAUCGCGGUCAAUAAAAACACUCAGGAAUUCUUCUCGGCUGUCUGUGUGGGGACAACUGAGACAGAACAAAGAAUCCCGCUGGAUUUUCCUAUGCAGCCUGGAUACAUGCGGAACGAUGCAUCCUCCUGGCCGACAGCCCAGAAAUAG
This is a messenger RNA of Suillus clintonianus, 942 nucleotides long. RefSeq lists its product as uncharacterized. Lineage: Eukaryota; Fungi; Basidiomycota; Agaricomycetes; Boletales; Suillaceae. Bases 1 to 942 code for a protein of 313 amino acids. The record is from RefSeq and is a predicted model, not a curated record. The transcript has 7 exons.